Monomorium pharaonis (pharaoh ant) is the source of this 981-nucleotide messenger RNA. Its product is annotated as protein lethal(2)essential for life. The coding region runs from base 153 to 743 and encodes 196 amino acids. The transcript has a single exon. NCBI's taxonomy places the organism in Eukaryota, Metazoa, Arthropoda, Insecta, Hymenoptera, Formicidae. Gene Ontology annotation, biological process: response to heat; protein refolding. The record is from RefSeq and is a predicted model, not a curated record. Gene Ontology annotation, molecular function: protein folding chaperone.
CAGAAAGCGAUCGCGUGAUUGUGUGCAUACGAGCAGCUGACCGGCUCGAAACGGUUUUCUGGAAACAUUCGAAUCUCGAUUCUCUCGACCGAGUCUCAUCCGUCAAUUUCAUCUGAGAUUACCCGUGAAUCUUUCUUGAGGAAGAGGCCAGCAUGUCUUUGGUACCGUUGUUGUUCUCCGACUGGUGGGAGGAUCUCGAGUUCCCGCACCGGCUCUUCGACCAGAACUUCGGCCUGGGCAUUCAUCCAGAUCAACUAGCGAAUCCGAACAUUGUCGAACGCUUUGCGUUGCAACCUAAUCGACGUCUGCGCCCAUCGCCCUUGAGCUACUAUCGACCAUGGGGCGAGUUAUUGCGCACCAGGGAAGAGGGUGGCACAUCCACCGUUAAAGCGGACAAGGACAAGUUCCAAGUGAUCCUGGACGUGCAGCAAUUCAAGCCGCAAGAGAUCACUGUCAAGGUCGUGGACAAAUGCGUGAUAGUCGAGGCCAAACACGAGGAGAAGCAAGAUGAGCACGGCUGGAUCUCACGGCAGUUUAUCCGCAAAUACCUAAUACCUGAGCAGUGCGAUAUCGAUCAGGUGACGUCGAGUCUGUCAUCCGAUGGCGUAUUGAGUAUCAUCGCGCCGCGGAAAGACCAGCCAAAGCUGCAGAACGAGCGAUCGAUCAAGAUUGAGCAUACCGGCAAGCCGGCAAUCCAGGAGAAGGUGCAGGAGAAGGUGCAGGAGAAGAAGGAGAAGAAGUAGAAAGUAGACAGAUGAUAAACAUUUAAUCUCUGUGUAUUUUGAUGUAUUUCUUUUAAUCUCUGUGUAUUUCGAUGUAUUCCCGUGAAAUGUUCCUAAUAUUCUAAAUAUUCUACUUAUGUUUGAGCAAGUUAUUUUCUUUUUUUUCUAUGUAAGAAUAAAUAUAUUAAUAGUUGCAUAUCCUUUUUCACUUAUACUUAUAAAAUGAGAACGAUCAAAUAAAUUGUUCGGUGAAACUUAA